Chenopodium quinoa (quinoa) is the source of this 1846-nucleotide messenger RNA. Its product is annotated as protein COFACTOR ASSEMBLY OF COMPLEX C SUBUNIT B CCB4, chloroplastic-like. The coding region runs from base 367 to 1263 and encodes 298 amino acids. Gene Ontology annotation, cellular component: chloroplast. Gene Ontology annotation, biological process: cytochrome b6f complex assembly. NCBI's taxonomy places the organism in Eukaryota, Viridiplantae, Streptophyta, Magnoliopsida, Caryophyllales, Amaranthaceae. The transcript has 8 exons. The record is from RefSeq and is a predicted model, not a curated record.
AGCCCAACCAACUACAUUUACUUGGGAAUAGGGGAAUUUUCUUAUAGCCUCCUCUACUCUUAAGCGUUGGUCUGUGAAGCUGAGCUGACAUAAUUUAUGAGAGAUGCUGAUUCAGCAGGGUCCUUUAUAUUAUUUUUAAAAAAAAAAAAAAAAAAAAACAAACAAAAGAACAUUAUAAACUUCAUAUACACAUUAUUUAAUGAAUCGAGACAAUACCUUGACCCAAAUACUAAUUGUAGACUUGUACUCCGCCGGUUACUCGUAAAUUGGAAGGAAUAUUAGUACUCGGUAGUAUUUUUGUUGGCAGAACCUGAAGAAACAGAACACUAGCAAUUUACUCCGUAGCAACUUUAACAAAUUUUAACAAUGGAAGCGGGAACUCUCCACCUCCAUAUCCAUUCCAUUUAUUGCACACCUAUACGACCUUUCCGAUACCACCGUUCAUCUUCCCGGUCUUUCCCGCGCUUCUCCAUUUCCAGCUCUCUCCAGUCGGAAGGCUUCAGAGGUCCGAAACCUAGCAGAAAUUUGGUCGCUGAUUGGGUCUCUAACAACGACAAUGUCGCUCGUAGCUUGCCUAUUUAUGUCGGUGGUUUCUCUCUCCUCGCUGUCCUCUUUAAUCGUACUGUUUCCGGCAUUGCUCCUGUUGCCGACGCUAGUAGCUCACAGUCAAGGGCAGAUCUGUUGGCUCUUGGAUUGGCUGUUACGAAUAUCUUAACUGGUCUUGUUUGGUUGUCAAUUAGGCCCAAGGCUAUCUCUAAGGUGGAUCCUGAAGGUGUGGAGUGUCGCUGGAUAUCUCCCAACCUCCCUGAUUCUGCUAUUUCUGAAUUGGAAUGGUUUUGGCAAUCUCUUUCAGCUGUCACAUGCUGCAGAUCCUUGGUCAUUAUCUAUGAGGAGAGCUGUAUCUGUCAAAUUGGUGUGGCAGCUGAAUCAUUGAUUAGUGGUGAAGCAGAGAAUGUAGACGCCAAAAAAUUGAUUCAGGGCACACUUUACAGAGGCAUCAUGAAAUCUGGAGCUCAGAGCUACUUGGCAAAUCUCUCUCUGUAUCCAGGCAAGUCUGAACUGCCAUUUUUGCCAUCAAAUACACAGGCUGUCAUUUUGCAGCCACUGGGGGACAAAGGAAUUGCAAUUAUAGGUGGUGAUACAAUAAGGGGGUUUUCCACUGCUGACCAGGCAUGGAUAUCAUUGAUUGGUGACAAAUUGGAUGCUACAUUGACGAAGUCUGUGACUGGGGAUGCACUAAUGACUCCAGAUACAGGUCGAUAAUGAUAGUGUGUAUUCUCGAUGAAUUGUGGUACGCAGUAAUUUGUACAGAUGCUAGUUACUGAAGCCUAUAGGUAAGGUAUUUUUAUUUUUCCACUGCUCAAAUAAACAGGCCAUAGAUAGCCCCCAAAAAUUGAGAAGAUAUUGAGCAGACACUGCCAUGAACCUUCUUCUUCUGUUUUUUUUUUUUCUCUCUUUUUUGCCAACUAUUAAUGUGCAAUAAGAAAAAACAACAGAAAGGAAAAUGUCAUUGUGAUGUAGCUCCUGAUUUCUAUAAGAUGAAUUUUAGGAUAUUGUUGAGUUUUUUAUGUAGUCUUGAUUGGUUUUUGACAAGCAGGGGAGUGAUUACUGUCUGCCUUUUCAGUGGAUUAAGUUUAAAUACCUUAUCUGAGUUAUUUAACAACACGUUUAAAUAUCUAUACUGAGUGCCAUAAGUCAUUUUUGCUUACUAAGCUCAAAGUUUCUGCAAAAGUCUAUUAAUUGAGUAAUUGACCAUGAUGGUAACUUUAGCAUCUUCGAGAAAUGAAAAUACCUCAACUUUAUACUAUUUUCUAAUGUCAAAUAUGAGUCAGUAAUCAAAUAACUU